CGGUUGUUUAAAAUUCAAACAUUUUUACUUGAAUAUUUCAUAUUAUUAUUAUUUCUUUUGGUGAAUGGUUGAAUUUGAGGAGAGGAAAGGAUUAAACGCGAGUGAAAGAAAGUGAAUAGAGUCAGUCAUCAUUUUACAAAAUAUUGAUUAUAACAACAUAAGAAUAAAAGUGAAAAAGUCAUAAUUUAGUGAACUAGCGUGUGUGAAUCAGCAUCGUGUGUGAGGAGUUACGAACGAGAGAGAGAGAGAAUAAGUGAGAAAGAGCAAAAGAAAGAAUAAUAUACAUAGAAAAGUAGAAUGGCAAUGUUACGAAUGGAGGAAGCAUCAAAGCUUCUUGACUUUUCCCAAAAAUUGGACAUUUCAUUGUUGGAGAAUAUCGUUGGAUGUCUGUACAAUAGUCAAGGUGAACAAUUGCGAUUAGCCCAAGAGAUAUUGACAACAUUAAAGGAACAUCCAGAUGCAUGGACACGAGUCGAUACAAUUUUAGAGUUUAGUGAGAAUCAACAAACGAAAUAUUAUGCUCUACAAAUUCUUGAGGAAGUCAUCAAGACACGCUGGAAAGUUUUGCCAAGAAAUCAAUGUGAAGGCAUCAAGAAAUAUGUUGUCGGGCUUAUUAUUAAAACAUCAUCCGAUUCAAAAGUUAUGGAGACGAGUAAGGUCUAUUUGAAUAAAUUAAACAUUAUUCUUGUCCAAAUUUUAAAGCGUGAAUGGCCAAAAAAUUGGGAAACAUUUAUAAGUGACAUUGUCGGUGCAUCCAAGACAAAUGAGACUCUAUGUCAAAAUAAUAUGAUAAUAUUGAAGCUACUGAGCGAGGAAGUGUUUGAUUUCUCAAGUGGACAGAUUACACAAACGAAAGCAAAACAUCUUAAGGACACAAUGUGCUCUGAAUUCUCACAAGUAUUUCAGUUAUGUUCAUUUGUAUUAGAAAAUUCAUUAAAUGCACCAUUAAUUAGUGCGACGCUCGAAACACUUUUGAAAUUCCUCAACUGGAUCCCGCUCGGUUAUAUUUUUGAAACAAAACUCAUAAACAUGUUGGUGGAAAAGUUUCUUGUAAUUCCCAUGUUUCGUAAUGUUACAUUAAAGUGUCUAUCGGAAAUUGCCGGACUUCAAUUGCCUAAUUAUGAUCAUAUCUUUGUUCAAUUAUUUGUACAAACGAUGGAGCAAUUUGUUCAAAUGAUACCGGCUGAUACAAAUAUGAAUCAGAUCUACGCGAAUGGUAAUGAUGAGGAACAAUGCUUUGUACAGAAUUUAGCAAUGUUCCUAUGCACAUUCUUGCGUGUACAUGCAACGCUUGUUGAAAAGCGUGAAACAGCUGAGGCAGUAAACAAGGCAUUAAUUUAUUUGGUAAUGAUCAGUGAGGUCGAGGACGUUGAAUUAUUCAAGAUAUGUCUCGAAUAUUGGAAUAGUCUUGCGUCCGAUUUAUACAAAGAGAAUCCCUACGGCAACACAUCCGGAUCGCGACGUCAAUUCUAUUCGAGCAUAUUGUCUAAAGUACGUAACAUAAUGAUAUCUCGCAUGGCCAAACCUGAGGAAGUGCUUGUUGUUGAGAACGAGAAUGGUGAAGUUGUACGUGAAUUUAUGAAGGACACAAACAGUAUCAAUUUGUAUAAGAAUAUGAGAGAAACUCUUGUCUAUUUGACUCAUUUGGAUUAUUUUGAUACCGAACGCAUAAUGACUGAAAAAUUAAAUAAACAAGUAAUCGGAACGGAGUUUUCGUGGAAAAACUUAAACACACUGUGUUGGGCGAUUGGAUCUAUUUCUGGAGCAUUCUACGAAGAGGAUGAGAAACGAUUUUUGGUGGCUGUCAUAAAGGAUCUUUUAGGAUUAUGUGAACAAAAGAAGGGAAAGGACAACAAGGCUAUUAUUGCCAGUAAUAUUAUGUAUGUUGUCGGUCAAUAUCCGAGAUUUUUACGCGCUCAUUGGAAAUUCCUUAAAACUGUCGUUAAUAAAUUAUUUGAAUUUAUGCAUGAGACACACGAUGGAGUUCAAGAUAUGGCUUGCGAUACAUUCAUUAAGAUUGCCAUGAAAUGUAAACGGCAUUUUGUGACGAUGCAACCGAAUGAAGGAUGUACAUUUGUUGAAGAAAUCCUUACAAACACGAGCACCAUUAUUUGUGACUUACAACCGCAACAAGUUCAUACAUUCUAUGAAGCAGUCGGUUACAUGAUUAGUGCGCAGGCUGAUCAAGUUCAGCAAGACGCUCUUAUCAAAAAGUACAUGAGUCUACCCAAUGAAGUUUGGGAUCGCAUCAUCAAUCAUGCAGCUGAAAAUGCUGACAUUUUAAAGGAUAUGGCAGCAGUAAAGCAAAUUGGGAGCAUAUUAAAAACAAAUGUUCGUGCAUGUAAAGCUCUUGGGCACAAUUAUGUCAUUCAAUUGGGCUGCAUUUACCUUGAUAUGUUGAACGUCUACAAAAUCAUGUCGGAAAAUAUUUCGCAAGCCAUUGCCAUUAAUGGAAUUACAAUUAAUAACCAGCCACUGAUAAAAGCAAUGCAUGUUGUUAAGAAAGAGACAUUAACAUUGAUUAGUGAAUGGAUUGUGAGGUCUAAUGAUGCUCAGAUGGUCAUGGAAAGCUUCAUACCUCCCUUGUUGGAUGCUGUGCUUAUGGAUUAUCAGCGUACAAUCGUCCCAGCCGCUCGUGAACCUACUGUUUUGAGUACAAUGGCAGCAAUUGUCAACAAAUUGGAAGGAGUAAUAACAUCGGAAGUACCGAAGAUCUUUGAUGCCGUUUUUGAGUGUACGUUGGACAUGAUUAACAAAAACUUUGAAGAUUAUCCACAACAUCGCACUUACUUCUAUGAGUUGCUGCAAGCCGUUAACAUGCACUGUUUCAAGGCAUUCUUAAAUAUUCCGCCAGCUCAAUUCAAGCUGGUCUUUGACUCUAUCGUUUGGGGAUUUAAACACACAAUGAGAAACGUCGCUGAUACUGGAUUGUCAAUUUUAUAUCAACUUUUGCAAAACUUGGAACAACAUCCACAAGCAGCACAGAGUUUCUAUCAGACGUACUUCACGGACAUAUUAAUGCAGAUCUUUAGUGUUGUCACUGAUACAUCACAUACAGCAUCAUUACAAUCGCAUGCUCAAAUCCUUGCCCAUAUGUUUACGUUGGUUGAGGCAAAUGCUAUUACAGUGGCUUUAGGACCAAUUCCAAAUAAUGUCUUAUACAUUCAGGAAUAUGUUGCAUCUCUUCUAAAAUCGGCCUUUUCGCAUCUGACCGAUAAUCAAAUCAAAGUUUUUGUUACUGGUCUAUUUAACUUGGAUCAUGACGUAACUGCAUUCAAAGAGCAUCUAAGAGAUUUCAUUAUUCAAAUUAGAGAGGUAACGGGUGAUGAUGAUUCGGAUCUUUACUUGGAUGAGCGCGAACAAGAGUUAAAACAGGCACAAGAUGAGAAACGUCGUCAUCAAUUGACUGUCCCAGGUCUUCUCAAUCCACAUGAGAUACCUGAGGAUAUGCAGGAUGAAUAGAUAGUGUCUAUGCACUUCCGUUGGAAUCGAAAAUAAGUAAAAACAAACGUAAAGAAUUUUAAUUUCAGUAUAAAGAAAGAAAAAUAAGUAAAAACUAAUUAAAUUCCGAUUCAAAGCUAGCCGAAAACUGUAUUGAAAUCACAAAAAUUAAAAAAAAAGUAAAUCUAAAGUCAUUUUUGAAGGAAGUAACUUUUUUACGCAGAAAACCAAUUUUUAGGAGAUAAAUCAAGAUAAAAGAAUUAUUAAGUCAACAAAAAAAAGAGUUUUUAUUUUGCGAAACAACCACAAAAAAGGUGAAAAAAAAAUUGUUUAUGAGUCAUCAGCGAUGUGUGGGUGAGUGUGUUAUGGCACGAAUCUAUUUCAUAAUAUUUUUCUGCUCUGAAAUGUAUGAAUUUUUUUUUAUUAAUUAAUGUUUAAGUGAAAAAAUGAUUAUUCUUUUGUGUAAUUCUCUUGUUUCUUCUUCCAUUUUUUCCCCACUCUCAUCGUCAA
Messenger RNA from Chironomus riparius, 3951 nucleotides. Lineage: Eukaryota; Metazoa; Arthropoda; Insecta; Diptera; Chironomidae. The record is from the annotation of a GenBank genome assembly.